AUGUCCUUUAACCCUAAUUCAAAAGGGGAGUACCAUACGGAGCAGGCCACGGGCGUACGCUGCCACGUCUGGUGCAAGUACUGUCUGAAAAAAGUGUACGACACCAAAUCGUGGGGGUUGACGGAUUGGAGCUGUGGCUGUGGAAGUACUACAAAAGAUAUCUUUUGUAAUGGCACCUGGGAACGCGUUUAUCUCGUUGUUGGUCCGAAUUUUUACAUUUAUCGGAAUUGCGUGUUCAUUUUCACGACGGCUCCCUGGAUAACCGGAGCGCCAAAUGAUUGGGACUUUCGUGCUUGCGACCUUUACGCCAGCGCCUUUGCAUUGUGCCUGGUUUUGUUGGCGUUGCAUUUUGUGUAUCGCUAUAUUGUGCUAUGCAAAAACAACCACUCUUGGCUGGUCGACCGCUGGGCCUCCCAAUUCUGUUGGUUCUUGUUUGCCCUGUUCAUGUCCUUUUGCUGGGGAGCCGCCGUGCGGUUUGGGAUGUACCAUGGAGAUUUGGCCAAAAAUUACGGGAGAGUGCAGCUGAAACGGGAAUACGAUUUUGACGUCGACCGAACCGGAUUUGUGGCUGUUGUAUACGCGGCACCAAAUGCAGAAGGGGUCGUUAAAAUUGUUUGGCCAACAAUGGCCGCGAUCACCGUAUGCCUGACUAUAUUGAACGGAUCUUUUUUGACAAUUCUAUACUGCGGUACAAGCAUUUUCAAAACAUUAAGAAAAGGUGUGAUGAGCGAAAAGACGCGACGGAUCCAGAAGGACAUGUUCCGAGCUUUGGUGUUACAGUGCUUGGUCCCAACGCUGUUUGAUUUUCUUCCUGCUAUCGUAAUAUUUGCCUGUCCAGUCUUCGGAAUCCCAAAUGGCAUCGACACGAGCUUCAUUUGCAUAACGACUAACAUCAAUAUUUUUCUGCAACCUGUCGUUCUUCUAUAUUUUAUCAAAGACUAUCGCUAUGCGGCUCUGAGGAUUUUUAGCAAAUUCACUCGUGCUACGAGGUAUGUCGAUCCUGGUAUCACCGUUUCGACCACCGAGACAUCGAAAACUACACGACCACGAGGGUCGGGGAAU
Mesorhabditis spiculigera is the source of this 1062-nucleotide messenger RNA. The record is from the annotation of a GenBank genome assembly. NCBI's taxonomy places the organism in Eukaryota, Metazoa, Nematoda, Chromadorea, Rhabditida, Rhabditidae.